AUGACUACUGGACGAGCUACUCAUGUGUCAUCCAUAUUAACUAAUGGAAUGGUUUUAAUUAAUGGUGGCGUUGUGGAUGACGAUUCAGAUAUUCUUACAGAACUAUAUGAUCCAUCCACAGGAGGUUGGUCGACCACUGGUAACAUGAUUAGUGCGCGGUACUCUCACACGGCUUCUGUAUUAACAGAUGAGAAAGUACUAGUUGCUGGCGGAGAACAUUCUAGUGGUCGAUUAGCGAGUACAGAAUUGUACGAUCCAUCAACAGGAUCCUGGACACAUACUGGAAAUAUGAGUACGAAACGAUCGUCGCACACCGCAUCCACAUUAGCAAAUGGGAACAUACUAAUUGCUGGCGGGCAAAAUGGAGAUUCUCUUGUCACGAGUGAAUUAUACAAUCCGUCAACGGGAUUAUGGACAAACACAGGCAGCAUGAAUGAUGCACGAGCAUCUCACACUGCAUCCGUAUUAACAAAUGGAAAAGUGUUAGUGGUUGGUGGAUAUGAAGGAGUUAGCCGUCGUCACCUUUCAAGUGCAGAAUUAUACGAUCCGUCAACGGGAUUAUGGAGAAACACAGGCAGGAUGAAUAAUGCACGAGCAUUUCACACUGCAUCUGUAUUAACAAAUGGAACAGUGUUAGUUGCUGGUGGAUUUAAUGUUGGUGAAUUUUCUAGUGCAGAAUUAUACGAUCCAUUAACAGGGUCAUGGACAAACACCGGCAGCAUGAAUGAUGCACGAGAUCUUCACACUGCAUCCGUAUUAACAAAUGGAAAAGUGUUAGUGGUUGGUGGAAUUGGUGGAGGCAAUAAUCGUAUGCUUUUUAGUGCAGAAUUAUACGAUCCACGAACAGGCUUAUGGACAAAAAUCAGAAGUAUGGAUAUUGCAAGACGCUUUCACACUGCAUCUGUGUUAACAAAUGGAAAUGUUUUAGUGGUUGGUGGACUCAGUGGCUUCUUUUCUUCGAAUAGUGCGGCACUCUAUGAUCCAUCAAUAGAAGGUUGUACAGAUGUUACCAACAAAACUACUAAACACGUGAAGAAUACGGCAUCGAUAUUAAAAAAUGAUAAUGUUUCAUUUCCUGGUGAUCGAAAUUAUUUUGAUUUGAAUAAUACAGAACUAUUUUCAUGA
Molecule: messenger RNA, 1125 nt
Organism: Rotaria sp. Silwood2
Lineage: Eukaryota; Metazoa; Rotifera; Eurotatoria; Philodinida; Philodinidae
Source: the annotation of a GenBank genome assembly